GCAGCACAAAUCACCACUGCACAUUUCAAACUGCGUAGCAUCAUCAGGGGCAUCUUGUGUUGUGCUGGGCAAACAAACCUCAACAUGGCAGAUGUUGUGACUCUUGACGAAGAGCCAAAGCAAGAGGAAUCUACUGCAUCCAUCAAGUCCGACACCGAAGAGACAUCUGAGGAAACGCCCAAUGGCGUAAAAACGGAUGCUGAGGAAACCAAGCCCCCAAAAGAAAAACAUGAUGCUAAGGAGAAGUCUUCUGGAAGCAGAAGAGGAAACCGCUACCAUCCUUACAAAGACAAACAUGGUGGAGAAAAGAAGGGUGCUCACAGGAACCGUGUGUUCAUCAGCAAUAUCCCCUAUGAUAUGAAGUGGCAGGCAAUUAAAGAUCUAAUGCGUGAGAAAGUUGGUGAGGUUACAUACGUGGAGCUCUUUAAGGAUGCAGAAGGAAAGUCAAGGGGUUGUGGUGUGGUGGAAUUCAAAGAUGAAGAGUUUGUGAAGAAGGCAAUAGAAACUAUGAAUAAGCAUGACCUGAAUGGAAGACCCCUCAACAUCAAGGAGGACCCUGAUGGGGAACAUGCCCGGCGUGUACUGCAGCGGAUGGGAGGAGGACAACAGGGAGGUCGCGGGCAGGACAUGGGGCCUGGUGGGAUGAACAUCCCACCCUCCAUUGCCAACAACCCCAACAUCCCACCUGAGGUCAUCCAUGCACUGCAAGCCGGACGACUGGGCAACACAGUGUUUGUGGCCAAUCUUGAUUUCAAGGUGGGCUGGAAGAAGUUAAAGGAGGUGUUUGGCAUGGCAGGUGUGGUGAAACGAGCAGAUGUGAAGGAGGAUAAGGAUGGCAAGAGCCGCGGGAUGGGAACAGUGACUUUUGAGCAGUCACUGGAGGCUGUGCAGGCCAUAUCCAUGUUCAAUGGGCAGAUGCUCUUUGACAGACAGAUGCACGUAAAAAUGGAUGAGAAAUCUCUUCCCCCUGAUGAUUUCCGCCAAGUAGAAAAAACACCCCAGUUACCACGUGGUCUAGGUGGUAUUGGCAUGGGACUGGGACCAGGAGGGCAGCCUAUAAACGCUAACCGUCUGAACAGUGGAGGAAGUGUGGGCUCCAUGGGGCCUGGAGGUAUGGAUGUUCCAGGUUAUGGUGGAAUGAACAGACUUGGAGCAGGAAUGAGUGGCGGAGGAGGCUUUGGGGGUAUGGAUAGCAUGGGCAACAUGGGUGGCUUUGGAGGGAGAGACAUGGCGCCAGUUGGCAGGAUGGGAGAUAUGUACCGGUCAGGAAUGGGUGGAAUGGAUCGCGAUUUUGGCCACAGUGACAUGCCCAUGAAUCGAGGAGGAUUUGGGGAUUCAUUCGGAGGAAUGGGUGGUGGUUUUGGAGGAGGCAUGGGGCACAUGGGGACUGGAUUAGGUGGUGGAAUGGGAAAUAUGUCGAUGGACAGGAUGGGUUCCAGCUUUGACCGUAUGGGCAUGUCAGGGAUGGACAUGAACCGUGGCUUUGGAGGCUACGGAGGUGGGGGACCGAGCCACAUGGGCGGAGGCAUGUCUGACAGAGGCUCUGGGUCCAAAGCAGGCUGUCAGAUCUUUGUGCGAAAUUUGUCCUACGAUCUUACAUGGCAGAAGCUGAAAGAGAAGUUCAGUCACUGCGGUCAGGUAAUGUUUGCAGAGAUCAAGAUGGAGAACGGAAAGUCAAAGGGCUGUGGAACGGUGAGAUUCGACUCGCCAGAGAGCGCUGAGAAAGCCUGUAGGAUGAUGAAUGGAACCAAGAUCAACGGCCGAGAGGUGGACGUCCGCAUUGAUCGUAACGCCUAGAUCUUUUGUAGAAGUCAAGCUAACACACUUCCACAUUCAGCCCUCUUGCCAAUGAUCUUUUGUUUUGUUUUAAAAACACUAUUACUUCAUAUCUCCAUGUGUCCACUGUUUCAUAUUUUUUGUUUAUAUAUACUACAUAGCUCUUUUAUCUUUGUUUUGUAAACCCUUUUUAAUUUGUCAGGCAGUUUAUUUGAACAAAUAAACU
This is a messenger RNA of Thunnus maccoyii (southern bluefin tuna), 2002 nucleotides long. It is a transcript of the gene myef2, whose product is annotated as myelin expression factor 2. The record is from RefSeq and is a predicted model, not a curated record. Gene Ontology annotation, cellular component: post-mRNA release spliceosomal complex; nucleus; cytoplasm. The coding region runs from base 85 to 1797 and encodes 570 amino acids. Gene Ontology annotation, molecular function: mRNA binding. Gene Ontology annotation, biological process: regulation of mRNA stability involved in response to oxidative stress. Lineage: Eukaryota; Metazoa; Chordata; Actinopteri; Scombriformes; Scombridae. The transcript has 17 exons.